CCUUUUUGGCCGUCAGUUCGCGGAGAGAUUCGAUCGAGUGAGCUUCGCGCUUGGCUACCCGGUUACCCGAAACCCAUCGAAACCUGAAAUCCACAAAACCCCCAAUACCCAAAAAGUGAAAACCUCAAAAAGCCAAUAGGCCGUCGCAGGUGCUAACAGUAACGAGCUCAGGAUUAAAUAGAUAAUCACAAAUACAAUCAUGGCAUCCCUUUGGCCCCAAAAUGUUGGAAUACGCGCUAUCGAAGUGAUCUUCCCAUCGCAGUACGUGGACCAGACAGAGCUGGAGGCCUUUGACGGGGCCUCGAGUGGCAAGUACACAAUCGGUCUGGGCCAGGCCAAGAUGGGCUUCUGCUCGGAUCGGGAGGACGUCAACUCGCUGUGCCUGACGGUGGUCAGCCGCCUGCUGGAACGGCACCACGUCAAGCACUCGGAGAUCGGGCGCCUGGAGGUCGGAACCGAGACCAUAGUGGACAAGUCCAAGUCGGUGAAAUCCGUGCUGAUGCAGCUCUUUGCCGAGAGCGGGAAUACCGACAUCGAAGGCAUCGACACCACAAACGCCUGCUAUGGUGGCACGGCCGCCCUCUUCAAUGCUGUGAACUGGGUGGAGUCCUCCAGCUGGGACGGCCGUUUGGCCCUGGCCGUGUGUGCUGACAUCGCGGUGUACGCCAAGGGUGCAGCGCGUCCAACUGGCGGCGCUGGAGCGGUGGCCAUGCUGGUGGGUCCGGAUGCGCCGCUGGUCUUCGAUCGCGGCCUGAGGGCUACGCAUAUGGAGCACGCCUACGACUUCUACAAGCCGGACCUCAGCUCCGAGUACCCCACGGUGGACGGGAAGCUCUCGAUCCAGUGCUACCUUUCCGCUUUGGAUACCUGCUACAGGUUGUACCGCAAGAAGUUUGAUGCACAGCAAAAGGACAGCGCCAAGGAUAAGUCGGGCCUGGACACCUUCGAUGCGAUCCUGUUCCACACACCCUUCUGCAAGCUGGUGCAGAAAUCCGUCGGCCGGCUGAGCUUCAACGACUUCCUGCUGAGCAGCGAGGCGGAGCGGGCGAAGCAGUUCCCCGGCCUGGAGAGGUUCAACGAGGCCACUCUGGAGAGCACCUACUUCGAUCGCGACGUGGAGAAGGCCUUCCUCACGCAGUCGGCGGAUAUUUUCGCCAGCAAGACCAAGAAGUCGCUGCUGCUGGCCAACCAAGUGGGCAACAUGUACACGCCGUCGGUGUACUCCGGCUUGGUCUCCCUGCUGAUCGGAGAGCCGGCCAGGGAACUGGUGGGCAAGCGCAUCGGCGUGUUCUCCUACGGCUCCGGUCUGGCGGCUUCAAUGUAUUCGAUAAGUGUGACUCAGGAUGCGGCGGCCUUUGAGAAGUUUGUGUCAAAGCUGGACUAUGUCCUGCCGCUGCUCAACUCGCGGGAAAAGGUGGCUCCCGAGCAGUUCUCGUCGCUGAUGGAGGUGCGCGAGAAGAACAACCAUGCGGCGCCGUACACACCCACGGGCAGCAUCUCGGCUCUAUUCCCGGGAACAUACUACCUGAAGGAUGUGGAUGCGCUCCACAGGCGCACCUACGAACGCACGCCGACCAUCAGCAACGGGGUGCACUAACCCCCGGGUAAUGGGUUCGGUUUGGUUCCGGUUUCGCCAACAACUUGACAAUAACUCUCUCGACGACCAAACCCAUUUAAGAUGUAGCUGUAGACGGUAACUAUUUAUAAAUGGUACGAGUACGAUCCAAGGGGAUCGCUUUCCUUUCUUUCUUUUCUUAUUCGGGUCCUAAUCGCAUAUAUAGUGCUACACAUAUUAUUUAUACAAUCCAAGCUUGCGAACUAAUAAUUUCAUCAAGUCAGACGUUAUUUAUACCAUAAAACGAGUCUUAACUAGUGUCGGUACUGCAAUCUACGCCUAUAAUUGUACAAUACUUACUAUAUAUCUGUGUGUGAGGCACACAACCCAUUGUUUUACGAACAAUAAAAAUCACCAAUGUCAAAAGAA
Molecule: messenger RNA, 1984 nt
Organism: Drosophila bipectinata
Lineage: Eukaryota; Metazoa; Arthropoda; Insecta; Diptera; Drosophilidae
Gene: Hmgs
Product: hydroxymethylglutaryl-CoA synthase
Biological process (GO): acetyl-CoA metabolic process
Molecular function (GO): hydroxymethylglutaryl-CoA synthase activity
Source: RefSeq, a predicted model, not a curated record